UCACGAAGCGCUCCGAAAGUAAUGCGCGCGGCAGACGGUCUUCGCGCGUCGAGCUCUCUGGUCGCUCCUCACGGUCACGCUUCUGUCUCGUUACACAAGUCGACACUUCGCGACGAAGAACGCAGGAGGCAGCCCCGUGGUUUCGGUAUCCGUAUCGCGUAUCGCGCGACGUUUCCGCGACGUCGGCUCGCGUCGACCGCGUUAACCGAGAAAGCCGCCGAAAGUCCGGCGUUGCGCCGAUCUCCGUCGCGGCACCGAGUUUUUCCAUUGUGUUCUAACACCGCAGCACCGCGGUUGCGAGACGACCUGAAGUUGUUCACGACUGGAGAAUUUGGUUCGCGUACAGUGCUUCUUUUUUCUGUGAUGUGCCCGAGAGCUACCACCAGCGGCCACCACGCCAGGAUGACGACGAUCGCCGCCUGGACCUGUGUCGUCGCCGUGCUGUGUUCAUCGAUUGUCGAAGCAAAAAAUACGAAUACGUAUAUAGACAUCGAACCGAAAAAAGACAUGGCUGUGCGAGUCGGCGAGAGCGUGCAGAUUUUAUGCAAAGCAGAUCAACCGCUUCGCGUUUGCCGCGUGGAGAUACCUGGUGAGGGUAGCAUUGUGUUUACUGGAACAGACCCGGCGGAAGAUGGCAUUGAGUAUUAUGGUACUGGACUAAAUACUGGCCAGUGCGGCGUCCAAAUCGCUAGGGUGAAAGAUACUCAUGAUGGCACCUUCAAAUGCUCCUUGACGACCAUUAAAGCCCGGCAAGAGGCAACUGCUUCUCUCAAGAUCAUCGUCGCGAGACCACCCAACAACCCUGAUCUUCGCACGAAUCGUGGAAGUGUCGGCGUGGGCAAAUUCAGAAAGGGCGAGAAAUUGGAAGUCAGCUGCAGCGCUCCAUCUGGUCGACCAGCAGCAAACGUAUCUCUGUUUCUCGACGAAGAGCCGAUUGGCGACGACAGAAACGCGUAUAAUCCGUAUAAUCCGUAUGUGGAGGAUAACUUGUCAGUGCAGAACGCUUCGCGCAGUCUAGAUUGGACAGAUAACGGCAAAACGUUAAGAUGCAUAGCCAGUCACAUCGCCCUCGACAGGCCCAAGGAAUCGACUAUGCAACUCGAAGUAUAUUAUCCACCUCAGCCACAUCAGACCUUUGAACGUUUCGGAUAUGUAAUUGGCAGACAGGGAAUUAUCAAUAUUACCAUUUUUGCGCAUCCUAGGCCACGAUUUACAUGGCGAGUGAACAACGAAAAAAUUGAUGAGGGUCGCCCUGACGAGAGUAAUCGAUUGGAAACUUCCACUGCCGUCGAUUUGGGGAAAGGAGCAUGGAGCGUAAUUCUGACGAUCGACAGCGUUCAGAAAUCCGACACGGAAAAGGAGUACGUGUUGGAGGCGCACAACGUCGAGGGAUCGUAUGAAUAUCGUAUCGUUUUGUCGACAUCCUCAGAACCGGCGGGCGUUGAUUUGGACGCUGGAUCCAUCAUCGGUAUCGUCGUGGGCGUUCUGGUGCUCGUACUCAUUAUUUUCCUCGUAAUCUUUGCACGCGCGACUGGCCGCUGGUGCUUUGCAGCGAGGCGUCGCGGCGACGAGGAGACUGCGGGUGACGUCGGCGCCGGAAGCGAGGCGCACAUCACGCCGGGCGACGAGGAAGACGAGGAUCAUGAGGACCCGCGUAUCAUCGACGAGAAGGUGCCGCAGGGUGGCCAAGAGAAUCCGAUACACACGAGCACCGAAUACGUGAACGGCCGUACGGACGUCAAAGACAUCAAGAAGGACGAGAAGACGGACACGCCCGUCUAAGGCUUGAAGCAAAAAGAAAAGAAAAGAAGACAAGAGAAGGGACGCAUUCCUCUCGCCUCGUUUCCUCCCUCUCACCUUUUACCUUUCCUUCGUACGGGAAAACCGAGCUGUCGCACUUUACCACGUCGGACUUUAACGGUAACGAUCCAAGUUUCCCUCCCUCCCCCCGGUGAUUUCCGCUUUUUGCGUGCAAAACGCGCGGACAUUUCCGUUAAGCGUCGCGAUUGGAAAGUGAUCAUCGUGGAGCGUGGAGUGGCCGACGCGAUACGAUUAUUUCCACGAUUAUUUCUUAUUCCUAUUAUCACGGCGCGAAUAAGACAGAAUAAUUUUAACCCUCUCGUUCUCCGCGUUAGCCGAGAAGAGCCGACCGCUAAGAGAUUACGCGUAAGAGUACGUAAACUAGGGUACAUAAACUUUAUAAAAUUAUAUAUAAAAUUUCCGUAAAGGACGGCUUCGUCGUGUAAUUGACUUGUUUGAAUGUGAUUCUCUGAAAUGCCUAGGGUAAUUAUAUAACACGGAUUAUAUAGAAAAAAAAAAAUUAUGAGAUUAUAUAGAGAGAAAGAAAAGAGAAGAAGAGAUUAUAUUAUAUGAAAUUAAAAGAAAAAAAAGUAUAUAUAUAAAACGUGUAUUCUAUCGUAUCACUGUAUCAGUAAUCAAUGCAUAUAAAUGUAAAAGUGGGUUUUAAAGUGUAAAGGGAAUUUUGGGGAUGAGAGGGUUAAAAGCAGCACGCACUGCCUACCUUGAUAAUGCCGAAAAAGUUGUUGAUAUUUAACAUACUCAUUUUAACAAAGAUAUUGAAAGAAAAGAUAUAAAAUUAUAAGAGACUUUUUGUGAUAAAUGAUUAAUAAUUUUCAAUAUCACUUUCCAUUACGAUAAAUUUUUUUCGCAACUUUUUAAAGGUUUCGGUACGUUCAAUUUUGCUCAUUAGAAAUUUCAACGAAGAAUACUAAAGUACGUUAUUACUACUUCUCAAUUCCUUCUUAUAAUCUCAGUGAUAAAUCGUUUACGUCUAUUGGCGAAACACUUGCCUUUCAAUUUGUGAAACUCGCCUUUGUACGAAAUAGUCAUUUUGUUAAAUAUUUCGCGCUUAUAUAUACAAAGAAAAAAAAGGCAAAAGAAGUCCGAAGAAACACUCGCGAAGAUAUCUACAUCCAUAAUGUGUGUCUCUAUAUCUAACGUAAAUUUGUGCGCACGCGCGCGUGUCGAAUCGAUCGACAUUGAGAGAAUCGUUGUCGAAAUUUUCAAUUGGGAAACGAAUUCUGUUUUAAUCGUACGUCGCCUUCUCAUUUUUUUCUGACGGCAGCCGGUUAAGCCUUCAAGUACGACCGUAAGUGUUCGCGUCAAGGAAGCGUGGUUCUCGAUCCGUCGAUAUACAUACAUUCGUUGAUGUUCCGAAUCUCCCCUCAUCAAUCGUCAACAAGGACAAAACUGCUCGGCAAGUCCGAUUUUUGUUUCCCUUUUUUUGUGGUGUAUGCGUGUUAACAGAAUCUCAAAGUGGUGCGAAACGCGAUCUUGCUGAUACGCAUAUAUAUAUAUACAUAAUUUUAUACUCAUUAUUCAUUGGUAUCCAUUAAGCCUUCGAGAAUUGAGGCAAUUAUUACUCUGAUCUGACCGUAUCAAUUACACGAAAAGAAUAAUUUUGUUGAAUUACAGAUCUGAAAAUAAUUAUGUUGAACCAUUAAUAAAAAAAUUGUAUCGGACGUUUAACUUGAUUGCUAGAACGUCAAAGUUGUUUACAGCAACAUUAUCAUACUUGGACGUCCAAUGUAAUUAUUUUGAUGGCCCAAUGUAAAAUUAUUUUUCGAUCUGCAUUAAGCUAAAAUUUUUAAUGCUGCAGUAUAAUUGUUCUUUCUGUGUAAUUUUAUAUAAAAUAUUUAUUAUUUAAAAGCUAGAAUCUUUUGUAAGGAAGGCAUAGAUCUAAUGUGAAUUUUGAAUUGAAUAUGAUGUGAAUUUUCUAUUUUUUUUUUACGAAUUUGUAAAUGUCGAGAUAUUGAAUGGCGAACGGGAGAUUUUCGCCGCGAUUUGCUCGCAACUGGACGCAUGUGAUUUUUCAUGGUGAACUUAGCAAUGAUUAUGAAGUAGCUAUGACAAAUUUCACACGGGGACACACCGUCCCCAAGUCACGAUAGGCAUCCUCUCGAUAACCGGAACAAAUCAAAUUGCGCAGCCGAGCGAACUUUUUAUAAAGACACAACAUACACACACACGCAUAUACAUUUGUUACACGACGGAUUUGUUACACAUUACGCGCGUACGUACACACGUAGAUACUUGCACGUGUAUCGGAUUAUUUGACGGGAACUAUAUUUUUGUCUCUAAAGGAAGCGUGACGUUCUACUUCUGUCUGAUUAAUUACCAAUUGCAGAAUUAAAAAAUUUAAAAUUUUAAGGAAAAUUAAUUUGAAGGAAAACGAGGGAUCGUCACAUUUAUCAAGUUAAAUACAAUUAAUAAUUACUAACUUAAUUAUUUUUAAAAUAAAAUCUGCAAUUAGAAAAAAAUUAAUCUCUAAAAUCUAAAAUUAAAUAUCAAAGUUUUACUUUUUAGAUAAUUUUGCAUCAGAAUCUUAUUAUCUUCAAUAUCUGUUUGCCUUGUAACUUGAUACUUGAGAUAAAAUAAAAACCCUAAGCUUACGGAAAGUAUUCGUGCAGGAAACAAUACGUGUGUGCGUUUUAUUAUUGCUAAGGCAAAAGAACACAUUCCUUAAGAUAUUUCCCUCGAAUUCAUUAGAAGUGUUUUAGAACUUGAAUCUUCGUGGAGAAAACGUAUACAAUACUGUGAUCACGCAUCAUUUUGGUUCUCUGCGAAACGUAACAAAUGUAACCAACGUUUCCGCCGUUGAUUUUCGAGAACGGUCGAAAUCUUGUUAAAAGUUUUUUUUUUAUCUGAACACAUUUGUCACGAUACGCACGCUGAUCUUAGCGCCACGAAAUUUUUACCAUGCGACAAACGAAUUUCCAGAUUUUAAUGUAUAUUCGUAUAAUAUUCGUAGAUGCGACGAAGGAGCAUGUAAGCGAGUAGCAGUAGCGAUCGUGAGAUCGCGAGUAAAAACAGAUCGCAAAAUUUCGAGAUCAAAGGUGCGAUCGUGUUUUACAUUACUAGGCAAGAUUAUUAUCCAGUGUCUUUUGUACUGUAACAUUUUGACGAAUAUUGUAACAUUCCUGACGUGUUUUACUGUGUGCUUUACUUAAAUACAUUUUAUCGGAGAGAGAUCUUUUUACAAGUUACAUAUAUACAUAGAGUACAAUAUAAGAUCAUUGCGCGAGUAUACGGAAUGUUGUGUAAGUGCUUAAACAGGAAUGCAACAUUCAUAUUAUUUAUUUAAUUUCGAAUUUGUGCAGACAGGAGUUUAUUGAUUCGUUCAAGGAACGAAAUAAUUAUCUCAAGAUAUACGCAUUCGAAAUUUUAAUUUAAGUUGAGAUUGAUUUGGAAUUUUUUAUUUUACUUCCUGUCUUCCUGACUUAUGCAACUUACGAAACAUCCUGUAUAUAGCUAUAGCGAUUAAACGUUUAACAAUGUUUCGAUUAUUACGCAACUUUAUAAGAUAUAAAUUUCACUUAGAAUCUUAUUUAUGAAACGAAAUGUAAUAAAUCAUUGCGUUUUAUAAAAAGUGCGAUUUUAUAUGCGGCGAUUUAAAUACAAGAAAUGCAUUCGAAUCCGACCGUGGAUCAUAUGAUUGACGGGCAUAAUCGAGCCAAUAAGAUUUAUAUGAUAUUCUUACGGUAUAUAUGAUAAAACAAAUUAUAUCCCUCCAUACGUCUCACUAGACAGUAUUAUAUAUCAACCGACAGUCUCCGUUUGACGUAACCUUUUCAUUCUGCGUAUUUUCUACAAUAAAUGUACAUGGCUAUUUGUAAGAGCGGCACUUGUGGUUACAUAGAUAACUACCGAACUUUUAUAUAAAAAGAAAGACGUAUUUAGUUUCAGUAAA
Solenopsis invicta (red fire ant) is the source of this 5710-nucleotide messenger RNA. It is a transcript of the gene Fas3, whose product is annotated as fasciclin-3. The record is from RefSeq and is a predicted model, not a curated record. Lineage: Eukaryota; Metazoa; Arthropoda; Insecta; Hymenoptera; Formicidae. The coding region runs from base 22 to 1782 and encodes 586 amino acids. The transcript has 8 exons.